This is a messenger RNA of Anopheles bellator, 1903 nucleotides long. RefSeq lists its product as uncharacterized. The transcript has 4 exons. Gene Ontology annotation, cellular component: membrane; septate junction. The record is from RefSeq and is a predicted model, not a curated record. NCBI's taxonomy places the organism in Eukaryota, Metazoa, Arthropoda, Insecta, Diptera, Culicidae. Bases 302 to 970 code for a protein of 222 amino acids. Gene Ontology annotation, biological process: regulation of tube size, open tracheal system; septate junction assembly.
ACCGGAGGGGCGCGGUGAAUGGUGGCCGAUUGUUUUCCCACCAGCCGCCGUUCAGUUCGUGCGUAGGAUAGUGCGGGAUCUUGGUGGCGUUUAGCUGGGAACGUGCCGUGCGUGAGAAGGUGUGUCGCUGGCGUACGCCAAGUCGCCAGCCACUAGGGGCGUGUGUGAGGUGCGAUAGUUGCGUUCCGAGCUCGGAGACCAACACCAACAGUGUCCCGCGGAGACGAAACACAAACGACGCGCGGCGAUUGUUGCUACCGAAAAACCAAUAGAAUAUUUCUUUAUCGGCGACAUUGCCACGAUGAAGCGUCGAUCACUGUCCGGAAACUGUGGAGUCGGAGUGUUCGUGAUCGCGCUCGUGACGGUGCUGGUCGCGUUUGCAACGCCGAGCUGGCUGGUGAGCGAUUACCGGAUCACCGGGGCCAAGCUGGACCGGCUGGGCCUGUGGACACACUGCUUCCGGUCGCUCCCCGAUGUCAACGAUGACUACCAGCGCCGGUUCUUCGUCGGCUGCCGCUGGGUGUAUGAUCCGUUCACGACCGGUUACGACGAGAUCCGAGGAUUUCUUAUCCCGCCGUUCAUGGUGGCGACACAGUUCUUCUACACCCUCUGUGCCAUAGCCGUCAUCCUGGCGAUGGUCCUGGUGCUGCUUUACUUCCUUUGCGCCGGUCCGGAUCAAAAGUUCUUCGUCAAACUCAUCAAAGCAAUCAGCUACAUCACAUUGGUGGCCUCGGUAUGCGGCAGCAUCGGCGUCAUCGUGUUCGCCUGCUUCGGUAACAAGGACAAAUGGAUGCCGGAGCAUGCGAACAAUUGGUUCGGCUGGUCGUUUAUUCUCGCCUGCAUCGGGGUCGUGGCGUGCGGAGUAACGUCUUCCCUCUUCUUCGCCGAAGCGCACGUGCAGGCUCGCAAACGGAGACAGCUCAAGGAGUCGCAGACGCAGUUCCAGAUGGACAGCGAAUCGAAAGCAUAAGUUGCCACCCAGCAAUUGUACGAUCGCACAUUUUGUACGUCAUUCCAAGCACAACAUCGAACGAUCGAGAAAAACACAUACAACUGAUUAGUUGGACUUCAUUCGUCUCCCAUCCCAUCGAACCGCACCACAAAAAUCGAGUACGUCCAGUGGUAGAAGUACAAUAGUUAACAACGGGAUGAGUGGAUUUUAAUUUUGCUGCUGGCGCUUCCUCAGCGCCUUCGACGAGUAAAGCGCAGUAAAGGAUGUAAUGAUUGUCAUUUGUAGAAGAUUAGUUUACGUUUUAAGCAAUCUCAAUCAAAGUAGGGACCGUCCAUUGUGUCUUCGCGUAGUUUUAAGCAGAGUUUUCUCAUUACAGAUACGUUACAAAACUCUAAGCGAAAUCUAUCCGUCCAUUUUAGUGUUACUAUAACAACUUUUUAACAAAUAUAAUACUAGCCGGCUGGCUGGGCCCUUAGUGGGGGAACGUAUUUUAAAUGCAAAAUUAGCCUUAACAUUCCAGAACUGUUACACAUCAUUUUUCUUUCUGCUCUGUCAUAUCAACCGAUGAAAGGUCUCUUUCGGCACCUCUAAGUGCUGCCUCAGUUAAGAAGGAAUAGGGCAAGCACAUCUUCUGUAGAGGCGAAAGGGCCUAUGGCCCAAAGACUCUUAAAACUUUAAAACAAACAAGCACAUCUUCUCGAAAUUCAAAUUAGUUAAUCGGCCCACAGUUCCGGCAAAAGAACAACAAAGAAGAACAAUUAGAUGUACCAGUUACAACGAAAAAGAAUAAAAGGAACCGUGCCCUUUGGUAAACUGCAGCCUUAUUAGUAAAAGCAAUCAUUUAGAAACCUGUUGGAAAACAAGUUUACAAUCAAAGUCGCUAGUGAGGUACGGAAAAGAGAUGUGUUCAGAAUGGCGAAGUUUUAUGCGUUAACAUAAUGAAAAAUAAAC